Cryptomeria japonica (Japanese cedar) is the source of this 2620-nucleotide messenger RNA. RefSeq names its product trihelix transcription factor ENAP2. Bases 466 to 1353 code for a protein of 295 amino acids. Lineage: Eukaryota; Viridiplantae; Streptophyta; Pinopsida; Cupressales; Cupressaceae. The record is from RefSeq and is a predicted model, not a curated record. The transcript has 2 exons.
AUGUAAUUUGUAGCAAUUCCAACCCAUAAAAAGUAGCCACAUCAAAUCUUUCCGUUUAGAAAAGAAAAGAAAAUGUUAAACGAGCUUAUAGAAACCUUUGCUUCCCAACUUAAACAAAACAUCUUCCACAAGUUCGUCAAAUGCUGACCGUCGGAUGACAAGGUUUUCAACCUUUUCCCGUGAUUAAUCAGAUAAAAUACUCCGUCACAAAAUACAAGACAUAAAAAAGUCCGUCCGUCCAAUGACAGAAUACAACUAGUAGCAGAAACCCUAGUUCCAACGGCCAUGGAAAAUCACCGAGAAGAAGCUGGAUUCGAUUCCAAAUAGCCAUAAGAAGAACUCUGAAAUUUUCCGUGCAAUCGAUUUGAUCGAGGGAUAGAAAGAAAACUCUGCAACCUUUGCAAAUGCUCACAAUUUAGCCUCGUAAGAAUAAUAUUUAAGGCAGCAGGUCGCGGGAUCGAAGCCAUGGCCAGCGACGAUGACGAAUUUCGCAACGUAAAUCUGAGCUCACGUUGCGAAUGGCAUCCGGAAACAGUAUCCCGCCUGCUCAACAGCUAUGGCGAAAAAUGCUCCCACGGAAAAGGCUACCUCAAGACCAAAGACUGGGAGGACAUCGUCAAUUACGUCAACAUACAGUGCGAGGGCUCCAAAACCCUAAAAACCAUGAAGCAGUGCAGAGAAAAAGUCGACAGCCUUAAAAGGCGCUACAAGCUGGAGAAAAGAAAGGCCGAGCUCCGGGGAUCGAGUCACGUGGAUUGGUCGUUUUACGAAAAGCUUGAUGAAAUCAUGUGUUGUAUGAAAAAAAACGGCGGCGGAACUUCAACGGCUUUGUCAUCUGAAGGUCACUCGUUCGAGCUCGUGGAGCCCCUGGAUUUUGACGAGGGAUUUGAAAAUGAUAAUAUUCAUCAUCAGAAUUUUUUGAGCUAUGCCCAUCAUAACCGGCUUGAUCUGAUUGUACCGGACAAUCCGGUUGCGGACAAGGGCAAGAGUUUGCUGGAAAAUACGGAUGGACUCUGCGAUGUAGUGCUGAAUGCCGUAGAUUUGCCUUCAAAUAACAAGAGGAGGAAGCCGUCGAAGGACUUUCAGAGAAUGUCCGGGAAGAAACAGAAACGGCCGGUAAAUAGCGAGAAAAAUCCUGUCCAGGCUCUAGCGGAUGCGUUGGUUGGGUUUUCUGAGGUUUACAGCCGUAUGGAAGUCGCCAAAAUAGAGCUUUUUACUAAGAUGAAUUUAGAGCUCGCUAAAUUGCGUAAGAGGAGAAGGAAAGAUAAAAACAGCGGCGAGUCUUCAGGCUUUAGUUCUUGUUCCGCUUAUUCUUCAAGCGCUCCGUCUUCUUCGGAUUCAGAUGGAGAAUAGAAUAAAGCGCAUUUAUGUCUUAGGGUUUAAAGUCCUGUUAGCUGUCGGAGAAGAACUGCUGGGCUUUUUAAGUCAGCGGGGGAGAUUAUUACCGUUUGGCUAAAGUUUCUGUCAAGAUUAACAGAAAAAGGAAAAGAAGGGAGCCAGAAGCUGUCUUUCUGUCUUUUGAGACGCAAAGUUUUAUUUUUUUUGCAGUUCCGUUAGAGGACGGCAAAGUUUGUUGAUCGUUUAGAGACAGAGAUUGAGGAGCUUUAAAUCAAACUAUUCGAGUCGUUUUCUUUCGGGAUUUGAGCGUUGAGCCGGAUUUUUUUGGGGUAUUUGAAGACAUUUCAUGCGUAUCAUCUGAAGGAAGUUCUAAAAACUUGUAACUAGUUUCUUCGGCAAAUAUUCUUUUUCCUAAAUGUUUCGUCAAUUUAAUGGCCUGGUUUACCUCCCUUUGUUUUUAAUAUAUACAGCUUUAAAUCAAACUAUUCGAGUCGUUUUCUUUCGAGAUUUGAGCGUUGAGCCGGAUUUUUUUGGGGUAUUUAAAGACAUUUCAUGCGUAUCAUCUGAAGGAAGUUCUAAAAACUUGUAACUAGUCCAAUUAUCGCUUUCCGUUGUCUUAUGUGAUAAAUCAAAGACCACUAGCAAGUUCCAUAAAGUUUGACUGAGUUUCUUUUAUCUCAGUCUAAUCAGUUUGAGUUCCGUAAGAAUCCGUCAGUUGAUAAAUAUUAGAGUUCUGUCAUUGUGAAUUGGCUGUCCCCGAAGUGUAGUCUUUCCCUGCAAUCACUAAGCAAUGAAUUUUUUGCUAUGUGAGUUGUUGCAUUGCCAUUUCUUUCCCUCCAUAUAUAUAGAGGACAGAAUCUGCAUUGUAUUAUCUCUUUUAUUUUUAUGUUUUCAUAAUGAUUGUUGAACACUUACUUGAUGCUGGAAUGCACCAUCAAAACCAAUUACACUAUUUGGCUUGGAAGCCAUAUCGAAAGGAAAUUUAUUCCGGAAAAUUUCACCUGGCUUUUGUACCUCCCGAAUGGUGUGAAUUAUUGUGCCUGCAUUAAUGCAGAGAGCAUGCACAGUGGGGCUUGAACCCUGGUUAUCUCAUGAGUCUGCUAUUGUUCACUGCAUGCAUUAUAAGAAUAUUUAUUGUAUGUUUGCAGUGUUGCUUGCAGUUGAAUUGCAGAUUCAGCCAAGCUGUUUGUUAAUUGACUUAUCAUAUCUUGGAUUUGCUCUGAGCAGUUAUUAACAAAUGUCAGUUGCUAGUAUAUUGGCAUGGUGAUUUGAUUUCUGUUUA